Chinchilla lanigera (long-tailed chinchilla) is the source of this 1916-nucleotide messenger RNA. It is a transcript of the gene CUNH8orf58, whose product is annotated as chromosome unknown open reading frame, human C8orf58. Lineage: Eukaryota; Metazoa; Chordata; Mammalia; Rodentia; Chinchillidae. The record is from RefSeq and is a predicted model, not a curated record.
AUGGGGCUGGCAAGGCCCUGGCACAUGGCUGCAUUGUGCCUGGGGUCACCAGCACCUAUAGACGGAUCCCAGACUUGGCUCCUGGAUGCACGCCGGGCCUCCGGGAAGGAGAGGGCGAGCCACAGUGGCUGGAGGGGCAGGUGCCUCCUCCCAAACUGGCCUCGUGGGACUCAGGGGUGGAGACGGUGGCAGGGCACAGCCCCCUGGCCACCUUCCCAGGCCUCUCUCAGGACUCUCUGAACAUGAAGCCCCUGGGGAGCCCUGAGCCCUCAGCCCUUGCUGCCCUGGAGCCCCCUGGCCAGUUGGACCGGCUGCUGGCCAGCCGCAAGUUGGAGCAGGUUCUGGAGCGGUCCCAGGUGCGUCCCCGCUUGUCCGCACAGCACCAUGUCCCACCACCGGCACCGCGGAGCAGGCCUGGGUGUGUUACGCCCCUGCUGGGAGCCGGACAGGAGCCCGCCGAGGUGCAGGCCGAGCCAGAGGUGGACCUGGAAGAGGCAGAGGUGGUGGCAGCCGUGGUGCCCAGAGGCUGGGCCUGCCUCCCAGGGCAAGGGCUUCGCUACCUGGAGCACCUGUGCCUGGUGCUGGAGCAGAUGGCAAGACUGCAGCAGCUCUACCUGCAGCUGCAGAGCCAGAGGCCCCCAGAGGAUCUGGAAGAGGAGCUGGCCCUGGCUCCCUUACCUUCCCUUUCAUCUGCCCCAGGCAAUGGGGUGCACGGGUCAGAGGAGCUGCUAAGCCCAACAAAUGAGACAGGGACAGAGGCAGCCUCACGCUCGGAGGUUGGGAUGCUCAGUUCCAACCCUCCCCAACUGCCAGAGAUCCCGGGGGAACCAACUGACAGCUUUCCGCCCUCCCUGGGACACAAGAGCCCCUCCCACUGGGACAAGAUCAAGGUGCUGCUCAACCGGAUCCGCUGGAGGAGCCCCGGACACCCUGAGCACUCUGUCCCUCCUGAUGGUUGUGGCCCCAGGACUGAGUCCAGGGACUUCUCUGAAAGCCCUCAGUGCCACCCCCAACGGAAGACUUUUAUGCCGUCAUUAGUGGUUAAGAAGCAACGGGCAAAAAACUUUUCAGUAUGUUGAGGCCUCGAUGUAGCUGGUAGCCCUGGCAAAGGGGAUUUGCCUCGGAGUCUUUCUUGUCCUUUCCCCUGUUGCUGCUUUUCUGCACUGCCAGGAAAAGCUACUGAUGCAUGCCCUUCUCCAAGGCGAGGACUGAGUCUUUCUCCACUGAGCACUGUGGCAGAGGAGCCCUAAUUCCUGGAAAGGGCCCAGGGUGUGGCAACUUCAGAGCUCCGCUUCCUUGCUAGAAAUCCCUGGGCCCAGACAAUGUGAACUAACUUAUUUAUCAGGCCUCCGUGUAUUUGGCAGGACGAUGUGUCUGGGCUCAGCAUGUUGCAGAUGCGUGUUCAUGUAUGAUGAUACAUGUGUGUGGGACUGUCGGGAUUGGUAACUGGCUGGAUCCAACUAUGCCCGCUGGAAUCUUGCAUCCAAGGGGCUGGGUAACUAUGGAAGGGUGGAGCUAGGCUUCAGUCCACACAGGGGUUACUGAUCUGGAUUCCAGCUUUCCUCCUCGUGACUGAAUUGGCAGCUCCAGCACAAAGAAGACUGCUGUCUUGGCUACCUCUGUAUUAGUCGUGCACCUGGAGCUCCUGUGGACUGUGUGAAGAGUGCGCAGGCAUGGGGGAGGAUCAGGGACAGUGUGGGGCACAGCGGAAUAGCCUUCAGGGCUGGUUCUCAGCUGCUGUGCUCCAUACUAGCUUGUACGUGUCAGAGCUGAAACCUGAAGCUAAUGCUACAUAGCUGUUAGACUUGACAAAGUCUCAACUUUUGAGCCACAGCUUCCCAUUUGGGAUAAUGAUGCCUGCCUUACCUACCUCACAAGCUUGUUAUGAGGAUAAAAUGAGAUGAAACUGUCUCCAA